AAUAAUGAAUCAAACAAAUUGCAGCAACUUUAGUGCAAAACCUAAAGUAUCCAAAUUAAGAAGAUGCAUGCCUCAAAUUAUAGCUGUGAGCAUCAAAAAUAUUUUAUUGUUGGUUUAUGGACUUACGAUGGGCAUGCCUGCUAUGUUGAUACCCCAUUUGGGCGGCGGCGGGGUUGACGGAGAAACGAUUGUGUUGGGUGAAAGUGGAAUAUCUUGGAUCGGUUCCCUUAGUUUCUUCAGCGUCCCCCUAGGAUGUUUCGCAUCAGGCAUAGUCACAAAACCAUUCGGAAGAAUCCGAGCCAUGCAACUUUUAUGCUUUCUAUUCAUUGGAGCUUUCCUAUUAUUUUAUUUUGCUACACAAGCGUGGCAGGUAUUUUUGGGCCUGUUCCUGACAGGAUUCACUGGAGGACUUUUGGAAGCACCAACAUUAAUAUAUGCAGUUGAAGUAACUGAAUUAGGAUUACGAGGUGCGCUAUCCUCCACUUCAGCCUUAGCAAUUGCCAUAGGAAUUCUUCAAUCGUUCAUUCUAGGUUCAGUUUUACCAUGGAGGACCAUGGCGCUGAUUAAUGGAUCGAUUCCAUUGGCAGGAGUGUUUUUGUUGUUUCUCAUACCAGAACCACCUCAUGGGUUAAUUAGAAAGGGACAGCUUGACAAGGCCAGGAAAAGUUUGGCUUGGUUGAGAGGCUGGACCACAAUUGGUAAUAUUGAAAAAGAGUUUCAAAUUUUGUUAGAAGAAAUUGAACAGAAAAAAUUAGAAAAGACUCAAAGUGUCAUCGAAUCAAUAAAAUCCUAUUUGAAACCGACCUUUUUAAAACCAUUUGGUCUUGUAUGCCUCACAUUUGUCUUGACACAUUUUGGUGCAACCCAAAUCAGCAUAUAUGCCGUGAACAUGUUUCAGCUUCUCCACGUUCCAAUCAAUUCCUAUCAUGCCACAAUCUUACUAGGAUUCUUACAAAUGCUAGGAUGUUUUUUACUUAUGAUUUUAGUCAGAUUUCUAGGCAAGCGCUUACUAUCUUUUAUAGCUCAAUCCGGAAUUUUUAUUGGAUUUUUGUUUACUGGAAUUUACGCUUACAGCGCCGGAGCUAACAAUUUCGACGCAGCUAAUAAUUUGAAUGAGGCUAUUGUUAAUAAAUACAGUUGGUUGCCGUUAGCUGCUAUUGCAGCUGUAACCUUCUGUAACUGUUUGAUGACUUCUUCAUUACCAUGGAUAAUUAUGGGAGAAUUAUAUCCAAGCGAUAUUAGGGACACUGCAGCUGGACUAAGCGCAGCUGCUGGAUACUACAUAGCAUUUCUAGCUAAUAAAACAUUUUUAAGUCUCAUAAAUGUGGUGACUCUAGCUGGAGUUUUUUGGAUCAAUAGCUGUGUGGCUUUACUUGGCAUUGUGCUAAUGUAUUUUCUGUUGCCUGAAACUGAGGGAAAACAUUUGCUGGAAAUUACUGAACAUUAUGCUGGAAGAAGGAAGCUCAGUAACAAUGUAAGAAGGCAGAAAGGAAUAGAUAAUAAAGUGUAUGAAGGUGAUUGUGAUAGUAAACUUUAAGUAAUUUGACACAAAACAGAUAAAUGUGUUGGGACAUUUUUUAAAACUCUUAUCAUAAUUAUAGUAAUCUCAGUCGAAUAUAGUAUUUUCUAGAUUACGGGCAUUAAGUAGAAGAGAAGUUUAUUUUUAAUUGGUAUUUACUAUAUAUAGGAACUAUUAAAUUCAAUUUCAUGUAUAUGUUUAAAAUAUAAAUAAAUGGAAACUAGUAGAUCUCGAGGUCAUAUAGACUUUGGCCUAAUUAAAAUAUUGAUUCAUUCAACGGCGCAUCAUAUUAUUAACUGAUAACUGUAAUAUAAAAUAGUCAAUAGUUCUGAAUGCAAAGUCUCGGACGGUGAUUUAAUUUUGAUAUGGCUUAAUAUGCGCAUCAGAAUACAAUCUUCUUCUUUGAUAAAACCAUAGAUGCCCAUUGCAAAUGAGCUUCUCCCGAUGAAUUAGGUACAUCCCGAUCUUUCCUGCGCGGCCUGAAUCCAUUGUUUUCUGCCGACCGUUGAAUGUCAUCCCGGAGCACUAAGAUAAUGUCAACUACUCAAGUAAAUACCACACUGUACAUCAAUUUUACUAAAGUGUAUCGAAGAGUCAGCAUUUAUUUGGUAUAAAUACCGCGCCGAAAUCCAUUACCGGCAGACUAAGGCUAGUACAAAGUACCUCAAAUGAGAAAAGCCCCUCUAGCUAAGUCUCCUUCCAGUGCAAACUACCUUCAAUGGGAAACGCCCUUCUGGACCUGUCUCCAACCUAGCUUCUUCUGGGAGUAUUGAACGCAGCAGACUAGGUCCAGUGCAAACUACCUUUAAUAGGAAACGCCCUUCCGGGACUAUCUCAAAGCCAGCUUCAGUCUUCAGUCACGCCAAGUGUACAGAGUGGCCUAUAAGUAGUACGUCCCUCCGUAGAAAAGACGUCAUGAUGCUAUUUCUAUUGGGUGAUAUGAUUAUUAUUCUAUACCUAUACCAAGCGAGUUUCUCUCUACCUGAACCCCACCUACGCCCCCAGGUCACGCUCUUGUGACGUCCCAGGACGAAACGUAUAGAGAUUGUGACAAUAUCAAGUUCUCGCCAUAUUAUCGCUAGUUCGUUUUCCAUUCAUCAAGAGUAUUGACACCUGUCUUUUUCUAUGAUAGACCUUUGAACACGACCCCUAUAUAAAGUUAAGGUAAAUCACUUUGGGGU
Ceutorhynchus assimilis (cabbage seed weevil) is the source of this 2700-nucleotide messenger RNA. The record is from the annotation of a GenBank genome assembly. Lineage: Eukaryota; Metazoa; Arthropoda; Insecta; Coleoptera; Curculionidae.